AAGGGUGACUCCCGUGUUGAGGACAGGCAGUCAUCUUUGACCUCCCCUUGAGAUCCCCUUUCAGAGAUCCAUUGACACAUUCAGUACUUAUCCACCCGACCAUCUUCUGUCAUGCAUCUCGUCAUCGUCGUCGUGGGCCUCGUCGCCCUGACGGUAGCUGCGCCACUCGAAAAGAUCAGCGAUACCGAGAUGCACCAGGCUCAGGAUAAAGACUACACCAAAUAUGCCGGAUACCACCCAUACUACUCUUACGGGCCGUACUCCUCUGCAGCCGAAGCAGAAGCAGCCAAGACGCAGCAAGGAUCAGAGGCUGCAAACAUGAAGCGAGACGACACACAACCCGUAGUGGAAAACUACGCCCAAUAUGGCGUCUACUACACUACCUACGACCCCUAUCCAUCAGAAGUGGAGGCUGCGGCAGCGAAAGAUGACAUGGAAAAGCGAGGUUAUUCCUGCUACGAGACAUACACUCCUUACUCUGCCGCUGUCGAGGCUGAAGCCGAAAAGGCGUCCAUGGCCAAGCGUGGAUAUUCCUGUUACGAAACAUACACUCCCUACUCUGCUGCGGUGGAAACCGAGGCCAGGAAGAUGGAUGCAAACAUGGCUAAGCGCCAUAUGUUGAGCAUGCCCAAAGAUAUGAUGGAUAAUAUCGCGAGCAGCAGUGUAAAACGCGACAUGCCCAAGGAAGUGCAGGCUGCUGGUGAUUCCUGGUACAGGUCGUACAACCCUUAUUCAGCUUAUGGCGCCUACCACGGCGUUGCUGAGACUGAAAUCGCCAAGACGGGAUAGACUGACACCUACGCAAAAUCGGCUAUUGAAGGUAAUAGGUGGUCGAGGAGGAAGAGGGAAAAGAUGCACAUUCGCAGUACUUGCUUUUGCAUAGUCGCUGUCGCUCCUUUCUUUGUGCUAGAACUCUAGGUGCUCUUCAACGGAAGAAAUAAAACAG
Messenger RNA from Alternaria alternata, 946 nucleotides. RefSeq lists its product as hypothetical. Lineage: Eukaryota; Fungi; Ascomycota; Dothideomycetes; Pleosporales; Pleosporaceae. The transcript is spliced from 3 exons. The coding region runs from base 112 to 789 and encodes 225 amino acids. The record is from RefSeq and is a predicted model, not a curated record.